AUGGGUUGUGCUUCUAGUACUGGGGUUUUCCAGUCCAUUCCAGACAAAUAUAAUUCUGUCGAGGAAGUUCAAAAAGCGCUUCGCCAAGCUGGACUUCAGUCGUCCGAUCUGAUUAUUGCAGUGGAUUUUACAGAAUCAAAUCUAUGGAAAGGAGAGAAGACAUUUGAAGGACGAUCACUUCAUUACAUUGAUAAAACAGGCCGUGUGACAAACCCUUACCAGACUGUGAUUUCGGCAAUCACUCGUGUAUUUGAGUUAUUUGACGACGAUGAUUCUAUCCCGGCCUUUGGUUAUGGCGGAUAUCCAGAGCGGCCACCAGCGGAACGAUACUUUCCGUUCGUCGAAGGUCAAGGGUGCGAGUUUGACGAGAUCUUGCAGCGAUAUUUUGCAAUUGCUUCUACUAUGGAACUUAAUUCUUCAUCCAGCUUUGUACCGAUCAUCCACGAAGCAAUGAAGAUGGCAAACAAGAGUCGCCGGUACCACAUCUUGAUCAUUAUCUCUGACGGUCACGUUGACGACCCUGGAAUAGCUAGAAGGGCAAUUGUGGAGGCUUCUGAAUAUCCACUUUCCAUAGUCAUGGUUGGUGUGGGCGAUGGUCCUUGGACUUUAAUGACCGAGUUUGACGACAAGUUGCCCGAGCGUCGUUUUGAUAACUUUCAGUUUGUAAAUUACAACACGAUUCCAAGAGGAAAUCUCGACAAUCCAGAUGGAGGAUUUGCCAUGCAGGCACUCAUGGAGAUUCCAGAGCAAUACAACACAAUCCGAGAGCUUGGAUUGAUCAAGAACUAA
This is a messenger RNA of Peronospora belbahrii, 789 nucleotides long. The record is from the annotation of a GenBank genome assembly. Lineage: Eukaryota; Oomycota; Peronosporomycetes; Peronosporales; Peronosporaceae.